AUGACGAUUGUUGCAAGCAUAAACUGCCAAGGGCUUAGAUCUGCGGAAAGACGAAAAACAGCUUUUUCUUUUUUCACCCGCAGCAGAUUUGAUAUUAUAUUUUUGCAAGAAACUCACUGGACAGCUGACAUGGAAAUUGAAAUACAACGCGACUGGGAAGGUCACGUUUCCUGCACCCACGGGACAAAUUCCGCGAGGGGCGCUGAGAUUUUAAUAAGCUCGCACCUAGAUCAAAGUGUUAAAGAAACAAAAAGAGACAGUAAAGGUCGUGUUUUGAAUCUUGUAAUUUAAAUGGAUGAACAAACGAUAAACUUAGUGAAUGUUUACGCUCCCAACACCGACAUUGAACGGCGGACGUUUUUCUUGAUUUUAGAACUCUUUAUUGCAAGGGAAAACGAAACCAUAUUUGGGGGUGACUUCAACUCUAUUAUGGACAAAAGACUAGAUAAACUUGGUGGAGAUCCAAAUUCUCGACAAGCAGCAACUUAUUUUUUGCGUCCGUUUUAUGAGCGUUAUGAUCUGUGUGAUAUUUGGAGAGAACAGCACAAGGAUGAGCGGAAUUAUACGUGGACUGGCCGUAUGACGUCCAACCAUUUGUUCAUUCCGACAAGAACUGAUUUUUUUCCUUACUAG
Messenger RNA from Porites evermanni, 633 nucleotides. The record is from the annotation of a GenBank genome assembly. Lineage: Eukaryota; Metazoa; Cnidaria; Anthozoa; Scleractinia; Poritidae.